AUGGCGGACAAGAGCGUCCAAAUCGUCGUCACGGCCUCGGCGUUUCUACUCCUAGCAUGGCUUGCCGUCAGUCUCCGUGUAUACUGCCGGACGACGUUGGUACGAUCAGUCGGUAUCGACGACAAGAUCAUGGUCUUUCUUCUGCUAUGGUGGAUUCUCGAGCUGCUCAACGUCGUCUCAACAUGUCUCCUCAAGAUCUCCGUUGGCUACUUCCUCCUCCGGGUUGCACUUGAUCGGCCGCACAUAUGGAUAAUUCGAGCUCUCAUGGUCGGUACAGUUUUCUUCGGAACGACAUACCUCUUCAUGGUAGCUUUCCAGUGCAGACCGGUGCCAACGUACUGGGAAGAAGGGCCUAGAACACCGGAGAAAUGCUGGCCCUCGCGGGUUAUCUACAUCAUGACGAUUGCGGCGACGGUCAUCAACACGAGCGCCGACUUUAUUUUCGGUGCUUUACCGUGGUUCAUCAUUAGAUCCAUGAAUCUUCCGAUCGGGACGAAGAUUGUGGUGGUUUGCAUCCUGGGGCUAGCCGCCGUGUAA
Molecule: messenger RNA, 537 nt
Organism: Colletotrichum fioriniae
Lineage: Eukaryota; Fungi; Ascomycota; Sordariomycetes; Glomerellales; Glomerellaceae
Source: RefSeq, a predicted model, not a curated record